ACCGCGGCACCGCCAGGGCACCGCCAGGGCACCGCGCCGCUCGCCCGCCCCUGUGAUAUCGAGUGCCGCGUGUGUGUGGGUGGGUGGGUGAGAGUGUGUGUGUGCGCGCGCCGUGGUAGAGGGCGGCGCCGGUUCUUCAUGUGAACAAAAUGCCACAUGUGAGCAGCGGUGGCGGUGGUGACGACUUGGGAAGCACCGAUGAAGUUAAAGUGUUCAAAGAUGAAGGCGAGGACGAGAAAAGAUCGGAGAACUUGACGGAGGAGAAGAGUAGCUUAAUAGACCUCACGGAAUCCGAGGAAAAGACCGGCGGCGGCCAGUCGUACUCGUCCGGGAAACAUGCGUCCCGACCCGAUCUCAGUCCGGUGUAUGGGAAGCUGGAGCCCACUCCCCAUACGUCGAGUUUCAACAUGGGCUACCUCGUGUCACCGUACUCUUACCACAACGGCGCCGCCGGACCCAUCCCUGUCUCAAUGGAAACGUCCUCGCACUGUGUAAAAGAUGAAGAUUUUGAGCUUCAGACAUCGCCGAGAAGUAGGCACUCAUUAGUUGACACGUUCAAAACCUGCACAAUGGCUGUCAUCUUGCGUGAUCUGGUCACUAGACCAGCCCAAAUCGUGGAAAUGGCAUUAAAAGGAUGA
Thrips palmi is the source of this 638-nucleotide messenger RNA. Its product is annotated as protein pangolin, isoforms A/H/I/S-like. The coding region runs from base 150 to 638 and encodes 162 amino acids. Gene Ontology annotation, cellular component: beta-catenin-TCF complex. The record is from RefSeq and is a predicted model, not a curated record. The transcript is spliced from 4 exons. NCBI's taxonomy places the organism in Eukaryota, Metazoa, Arthropoda, Insecta, Thysanoptera, Thripidae. Gene Ontology annotation, biological process: canonical Wnt signaling pathway; regulation of transcription by RNA polymerase II. Gene Ontology annotation, molecular function: RNA polymerase II cis-regulatory region sequence-specific DNA binding; DNA-binding transcription factor activity, RNA polymerase II-specific.